GAAACUCGCACUGACGUAAAGAAGCCAGAGCAGGCAGAUCCCCGGGUUAAUUAAGAGCUUUAAAACCGUAAUUUUACACAAAGUCCACGCCUUUUUUUCGUUUUUUCUUCUUGUCUCCUGGAAACAUCCUCGUUUGGUGACUGGAGCACUAACAGCAAAACACAGGCAUGGCUGAUCUGCUGAGGCUGCUGCUUAAGGUGGCUGAGAAGGCUGCUAAUGUGGCUCGGGUCUGCAGGCAGGAGGCUCCCCUCUUCCAGCUCCUUGUGCAAGAAAAGACUGGAGAUGACAAGAACAAGAAGUUCGUCCAAGACUUCAAGACGCUCGCCGAUGUGGUGAUUCAGGAGAUGAUCCGGCAUGAUGUUGGCGCUCAGUUCCCUGACAUGGCUGAAUUCAUUCAUGGCGAGGAGUCUAACAAGUUUGAAAACGGGCUUGGAGAGAGUGUGAUAGUCACGGUUUGCAGCACAGAGGAGGAGACGGCGGCGUUGCUGGCCACCGUGCUUGACGGUGACCACACAGCAGCUUCUCUGCUGGCUAAAGCCAUCCACCAAGACCCGGCGACCGUCGAGGCAAACACUGAUGGUCUGACUGUUUCCCUCAGCCCCUCUGAGCUCGGCAUCUGGAUCGAUCCCAUAGAUGCUACCAGCCAGUACAUACAGGGCCGAGAGGAGGAGCUGGAGGAAGGCCGCUUAUCUCCAUCAGGUCUGCACUGUGCGUUGGUUCUCAUCGGCGUUUACCUCCGGAGCACGGGCGAGCCCAUCAUGGGCGUCAUCAAUCAGCCAUUUCACCACAAAGAUCCAGCAGGCGGGGGGUGGAAGGGAAGGCAUUUCUGGGGCGUGUCCUGGGACGGCAUCAACGUCUGCUCUGUGUCCCAGCCGAAAGACGGAGAGGAUCGAGGGCUGUCUGUGGUGCUGAGUUCCAGUGAGAAGCAGGUGGUAAAAGAUGCGCUAGCCUUGCUCUGCAGCUCUGACAAGCUGAUGUACGCCUCUGGAGCCGGCUACAAGAUCCUGUGUGUCAUUGAGGGCCUGGCUGAUGUUUACAUCCUCUCAGAGGGAAGCACCUUUAAGUGGGACUCCUGCGCUCCUCACGCCCUGCUCCGAGCACUCGGUGGGGGGGUGGUGGACUUGACUAAGCGUCUACAGAUGACCAGUGAAGGACAGGAUCACACAGCAGAACUGACCUAUCAUGAGCCUGACACUGAGUGCAAAGGAGCUGACCGCUGGGCUAACCGUGGCGGCCUGGUGGCUUAUCGAGACUGUUCUAAGCUCAACACUGUCAUCGCAGCUCUGAAGGGCAAGCUGUAG
Molecule: messenger RNA, 1301 nt
Organism: Pelmatolapia mariae (spotted tilapia)
Lineage: Eukaryota; Metazoa; Chordata; Actinopteri; Cichliformes; Cichlidae
Gene: inpp1
Product: inositol polyphosphate-1-phosphatase
Exons: 6
Coding region: 168-1301 (377 amino acids)
Biological process (GO): phosphatidylinositol phosphate biosynthetic process
Molecular function (GO): inositol-1,4-bisphosphate 1-phosphatase activity
Source: RefSeq, a predicted model, not a curated record